This is a messenger RNA of Pungitius pungitius (ninespine stickleback), 4960 nucleotides long. It is a transcript of the gene jak1, whose product is annotated as Janus kinase 1. The record is from RefSeq and is a predicted model, not a curated record. Gene Ontology annotation, molecular function: non-membrane spanning protein tyrosine kinase activity; growth hormone receptor binding; ATP binding. The transcript is spliced from 25 exons. Gene Ontology annotation, cellular component: membrane; cytosol; cytoskeleton. Lineage: Eukaryota; Metazoa; Chordata; Actinopteri; Perciformes; Gasterosteidae. Bases 259 to 3804 code for a protein of 1181 amino acids. Gene Ontology annotation, biological process: growth hormone receptor signaling pathway via JAK-STAT; intracellular signal transduction; cell surface receptor signaling pathway via JAK-STAT.
AAGGGGUUGUCACUUGUCAGGAAGGGUUAGCCAGGACGUAGGAGGGUUGCGUCUUUGCUCAUACUACGAUACCAUCGUUAUCAAAUUCCAUUUAAUUCGUCUAAUAUUUCUCUACCUUUCGAGGCUGAACAUUUUUCUUGGCAACGUUUUUGGAAUCCAGUACAAACGCCAGGGGCUACAACUUGGCCGAGGCGUCUAAUGUACUGAACGAAACGGAAGUAACUUGCCAGCUGUCUGGCUAAGCUCUCGAGUGUCUGAAUGCCAACGCUGUGGGUGAUGGAGCUGAGCAGGCAACUCUGUGGGAAGAUGAGGAGGUCCAGUAAAAGGGCCCAACUUUCCUCCUCCCCAACUCCCAAUCGGGGCCUGGAGAUCCACUUUUACACACCCGAGGUGCACCAGCUUCAGUACUUCAAGGGCUGCUACACUGCGUUGGAUCUCUGCGUGGAUGCUGCCAAGAAAUGCUCAAUCUCUCCCUUGUGCCAUAACCUAUUUGCCCUGUAUGAUGAGGCUACUGGCAUGUGGUAUCCUCCCAACUAUGAAAUCAAGAUCACGGACGAAACCAGUUUCAAGUUGCACUAUCGCAUGAGGUUUUAUUUCAGAAACUGGCAUGGCACCACUGAAGGAGAGUCUCCAGUUUGGAGACACUGCAUCAGUAAACUCAGAGGCGGACUUAGCCCGCAGAAAACACCAGAAGGAACUCCUCUGCUGGAUGCUGCCUCUCUCAGCUAUUUGUUUGCCCAGGGGCAGCAUGAUUUUCAGACGGGCCUGGUCCCACUGAGGGUGUCUACCUCAGAAGCAGAGCAACAUGAGAUAGAAAAUGAGUGUUUGGGUAUGGCUGUGCUUGCGAUCACUCACUAUACCUCAAACGUUGAUUUGACCCUUACCACUGCUCCAAAUGAAAUCAGUUACAAACGCUUCAUCCCAGAGUCACUGAACCGCAACAUCAAACAGCGCAACUUCUUGACACGCAUCCGCAUCAACAACGUCUUCAAGAAAUUCCUCAGUGAAUUCAACCGCCGGACAAUAAAGGACAGCAAAAUUACGCAGUACGACUUGAAGAUCAAGUACCUGGCCACUCUGGAGGGCCUGACCACCGGCCUGGGCAGCGAGCUGUUUGAGCCUGUUUCGCUGAUUUUAACACAGGAGGGCGAUCUCUACAAUGGAGGUUAUGGCUGUGGUUACAGUAACCAGGGCCUGGAAGAGAACCAAAGUCUGAACAUGAAGACUAGCCAUGACAUGCACGUCCUGGUUACUGGCACCGGCGGCAUUUUCUGGAGGAAGAAGCCCGCGACAUCAACGGGCAUCAGCAAAGAAAAGAGCAAGUUGAAGAAAGUCAAGUUGGAUGUCAAACAAAAAAAUGGCAACAGCAAGGACGUGAAUGAAGACUGGGUGGUGUUCUGUGACUUCCAUGAGAUCACACACGCUGUCAUCAAAGAGGCGACGGUCACUGUCUAUAGACAGGACAACAAGAGAAUGGAGCUGCACAUGGCAUCUAGGAGUGAGGCUCUCUCCUUUGCAGCCCUCGUGGACGGGUACUUCAGGCUGACGGUGGAUGCACACCACUUCCUGUGCAAGGAGGUGGCCCCUGCUUCAGUGGUGCACAACAUAAACAACGGCUGUCACGGACCCAUCUGCACGGAGUAUGCCAUCCAAAAGCUGCGUCAGGAAGGCCACGAGGAGGGAACCUACUUACUGCGCUGGAGCUGCACUGAAUACGAAUACAUUAUCAUCACUGUGGUCUGCAAUGAGAUCGACCUAAAUGAGUCUCGCCCUGUGCGUCAGUAUAAGAACUUCCAGAUUGAGGUGUCUUCCAAUGGGUUCCGCCUUUACGGCACUGAGACGUUUCGGGCCACUCUCGGUGAACUCCUGGAGCACCUUAAGGGCCAAAGCCUUCGCACAGACAACCUCCAGUUCCGGUUGCUGCACUGCUGUCCUCCACAGCCUAGAGAGGUUUCCAACCUGCUGGUGGUCACUAAAGAUCGAGCGCCGGCCCCUGAGAAAACCAUGCUAGAGAGUCAGCUUAGCUUCCAUCGCAUUCUCAAGGAAGAGAUUGAACAGGAGGAGCACCUUGGACCAGGAACAAGGACCAACAUCUUUUCAGGCACACUGAGGGUGAAGAGUGAGGAGGAGGAGGAGGAGGAUGCGGGUUAUUCAUCCUUCCAGGAGGUCAAGGUGGUCCUGAAGGUGCUGGGCUCUGGACACAGGGAUAUCUCCCUGGCGUUCUUUGAAACAGCCAGCAUGAUGCGACAGGUGUCUCAUAAACACAUAGUGCUGCUGUAUGGAGUGUGUGUUCGCCACCAGGAAAACAUCAUGGUAGAAGAGUUUGUCCAGCCAGGACCACUGGACUUAUUCAUGAGGAGACAGCACAGCCCACUCGACACACUGUGGAAGUUCCAGGUGGCCAAGCAGCUGGCCUCAGCUCUCAGCUACUUGGAGGACAAAAAGCUGGUCCACGGCUUUGUGUGUGCCAAAAACAUCCUGCUUGCCAGAGACGGACUGGACUCCGAUAUGGGAGGGCCCUUCAUCAAGCUCAGUGACCCAGGAAUACCAAUUACUGUACUCACUAGAGAGGAGUGUGUGCAUCGUAUCCCAUGGAUCGCUCCGGAGUGUGUGAAGAGCACGUCUUCCCUAAGCGUUGCAGCUGACAAGUGGGGCUUUGGUACCACUCUGUGGGAAAUUUGUUAUGAUGGAGAGGUGCCCCUGAAAGACAAGAAACUCACAGAGAGGGAGAUGUUUUAUGUAAGUGAGUGCCAACUGGCAACCCCAGAGUGCAAAGAGCUGGCUGAACUGAUGACCCACUGCAUGACCUACGACCCCAAGAAGAGACCUUUCUUCAGGGCUAUCGUCAGAGACAUAGACAUGCUAGAGGAAAAGAACCCCUCCAUCAAACCCCAGCCUACACCAGAGGUGGACCCAACUUUGUUUGAAAAGAGAUUCCUUAAGAAGAUCAGAGAUCUGGGAGAGGGCCACUUUGGAAAGGUGGAGCUGUGUCGCUAUGAUCCUCGAGGAGAUAAAACCGGUGAGCUGGUGGCAGUGAAAUCCCUAAAGUCGGAGAACCGAGAGGAGCAGAGCAACAACCUCUCGUGUGAGAUCGACAUCCUGAAAGCACUGUACCAUGAAAACAUUGUCAAAUACAAAGGCAUCUGCCAAGAGGAAGGUUGUCAGGCCAAUAAGCUGAUCAUGGAGUACCUUCCACUGGGCAGUUUGAAGGAUUAUCUCCCACGGAACAAAAGCAGGACCAGCCUGAAGACCCUGCUCAGCUACUCGGUCCAGAUAUGCGAGGGAAUGGAUUAUUUGGGAUCCAAAAAUUACAUUCACAGAGACCUGGCUGCCCGAAAUGUUUUGGUGGAAAACGAGAGGACGGUGAAGAUCGGAGAUUUUGGCCUCACAAAGAGUAUCAAAGAGAACGAAGGAUAUUACACCGUCAAAGAUGAAAACGAGAGCCCUGUUUUCUGGUAUGCGCCAGAGUGUCUGACCCACUGCAAGUUCUACCUUGCCUCAGACGUUUGGUCCUUUGGUGUGACGAUGUAUGAACUCAUCACCUACUGCGACACCACCAAGAGCCCAAUGCAUCUCUUCCAUGGUAUGAUUGGUCGAACGCAGGGCCAGAUGACUAUCAUCCGAUUGGUCAAGGCCUUGGCAGACGGAAAAAGGUUGCCACGUCCCGAGGGAUGCCCCGAGCCUGUGUACGAGCUGAUGCGCAGAUGCUGGGAGAACACGCCAGAGCUGAGAAUCUCCUUCAAGCACCUGGUGGAGGAGCUGACCAGGAUGCAGCAACACCUCCAACCACAAAACAGCCUUUAAGCGUCCUGCUUCUUUCACUGGGAAUGACUGUGGCCUGCCGACCAAAUGUGAACUGCAAAACUGAUUUCAGAUCAGUAUCGGCUUGUGGAGCAGAAGGAUCGAAGCUUCACACCAAGCAUUGCUCUCGCAUACACCUUCCACGACAAGACUUUUCGUCCUGGUUUUUAGUUGCCGUUAUAACCAUGUUUUUAUGUUUCCAGUUAAAUAUUUUGGAUGAAACAAGGAGGUCCUAUCGAAUUGUUGCCUUAGCCAAUGUUGAAUGUGAUCUUCUGGUUGUACUGCCAGACAUGUCCCACUCACGCUGAUAAUUUGCUCUAAAGGCCCAUCGGAUGGUGUGAGGUUGAAAUGGCUCACUGAUGGACAUUUGAAGGCAGGAGAGCAGAGAGAACGGUUUAAUGGCUGCCUGCCACACAGUGGCCUACGUGAUGGAGAGAAACUCUCCUGAAUUGUAUUUUGUUUAGCCAGAUUUUCUGUUUAGAUGCUGUCAGCAAGCGAGCAGUAGGCACUGUCUUUUUACUAUGUUGUUCUUUGGUCUAGCUGAAAUGCCAAACAUUCUUUGAUCAUAGCUUCCAAAUUCUGAGAUCAGAUCAUGUGGUUUUUCCCGAUUCAAAUUGCCUGGGAUCACCUCUGCACUUUCAUAAACUCUAAUGAAGUUCUUUAAAUGCGUCUUCGGUAGUAACUUGUUAGUUGAGGGAUUUAGAGAAGUACCGCAGAGAUCCACCUGAGGGCAGCAAAGCUUCACUUUGGUUCUAUAAUGCAUAAUGAAAUGUCUAUAUGCUAAAUAUACAAUAUUAGCCAAUUGCCAUUAUUGCUUCUUGUGAAUGGAAUAACGAAGAUGAUACACAGGCUUUGAAUAUUUUAAGAAAAUUAAUUAUUUCAGUGACCAUUAUGUAUGUGCUUUUUAUUGUGUAAUCAAUCAAUAUGCCAGAACAUUUACGAAAGUAUUAUCUGUGAAAUGGUUUGAGCAGAGGGUUUUUCUGUUUUAAAUUCAGCAGAUGUUCAUGUAACCAUGUGGCUUUGACAUUAUGAUUGGGGAUAUAAAAGACAAUUCCUUCUGCUCAAAUUAAAAUAUAUAUAUUUUUCAAAGAAAAGAUAACGACUUAUGGAAGGUAAGUAUCCGUAAAUACCCAAUGAAAAAUAAAAUCAGUGUAUGUUG